Penicillium macrosclerotiorum is the source of this 999-nucleotide messenger RNA. Its product is annotated as PGAP3/PER1 family protein. Gene Ontology annotation, molecular function: hydrolase activity, acting on ester bonds. The record is from RefSeq and is a predicted model, not a curated record. Gene Ontology annotation, biological process: GPI anchor biosynthetic process. Gene Ontology annotation, cellular component: endoplasmic reticulum membrane. Lineage: Eukaryota; Fungi; Ascomycota; Eurotiomycetes; Eurotiales; Aspergillaceae. The coding region runs from base 1 to 999 and encodes 332 amino acids. The transcript has 4 exons.
AUGUUAUUGCAUGCUGGUGGAGGGAAGACUUCCAGUCUUUUUGUCCUGGUCAUUGCGGCCCUUUUGGUUGGCCGAUCCGCUGCGUCUCUGGGAGAUCAUCUUCCAGACUUCAGAGAAUGUGUCCAGAUCUGCAAAACAGAGAACUGCCAGAAUGGCAAUUCAGUGCUGCCUCUACAUCACCGCUUGCUGUUAUGGACCUGUCCUGCUGAAUGCGAUUACACUUGUCAACACGUCAUAACCGACCGUCGAGUCUCUCGUGACCCCCCGAUGUUGAAUCCGAUCGUUCAGUUCCAUGGAAAAUGGCCCUUCCGAAGGAUACUGGGGAUGCAGGAGCCCUUCUCGGUGCUCUUCUCUUUCCUCAACUUCGCAGCCCAUUGGCAUGGCAUGUCCCGAAUCCAGGAGUCCAUCCCAGCCUGGCACUCACUCCGGAAAUACUACAUGAUGUUUGGAUAUAUCGGACUGGCCAGCUGGACCUUUAGCAUGCUCUUCCACACCAGAGAUUUUGCCAUUACGGAGAAGCUGGACUACUGGGCCGCGGGCGCAAACGUCCUGUAUGGCCUCUAUCUGGCUGUCAUCCGCAUCUUUCGCCUGGAUCUGGAGAACCCGCAGUACCGACCGACAUUGCGCCGACUAUGGACCGCGAUCUGUAUCCUGCUCUACACGAUGCAUGUCUGUUACCUGAGUUUCUGGUCUUGGGAUUAUACAUAUAAUAUGGCAGCCAACGUAGCCGUUGGAAUCGUCCAGAAUCUGAUGUGGACUGGUUUCAGUAUCUUUAGAUACCAGAAAUAUUUGAAGUCGUGGACAGCUUGGCCCGGCAUGAUUGUUGCAUGGAUUAUUCUGGCCAUGAGUCUGGAGUUGCUGGACUUUCCCCCGUGGCAUGGACUGAUCGAUGCCCACAGUCUCUGGCACUUGGGCACGGUUAUCCCCACUGCCUGGUGGUAUUCAUUCCUCAUCAAGGAUUCACAGGAUGAUAUUGCUGGACAUCGCCUCAAGGCGUAG